CAACAAGAACAGUGCAGCGAGUUGUAUUAUGAGUUAGCAUGUAGAUUUAUCAGCCCAGUGCACUUUUCUCAGUUUAACACUCCGACUCGUCUGUUCGCACGGUGCUUUGUUUCUUCGCUUCCAUUCCUUAAAAAAAAAACUCGAAAGUACAACAUCAACGUUUCCGUUAUCACCUACGCAAGUGAUUGCUUAUCUACCUCGGUUCGGAAUUAGUCGGAAACCUAAUCCACGUACCAUGGGCCUCGUCGGACUGCUGCUGAUGGUUUUAGAUCCCUUCAGAAUAAUACGUAACUAUGUGUUCAAACCGAUCGCCACCCUGGGCCUGGCGGCGGCCGAAGAAUACCAGGCGCGCAAAGCAAAGAGCGUCAAGACGACGAAAAAUGUGUUUCUCAAGCUGAUCAUCGUAGUUUUGGUCGGGUUUUCCGUCGUGUGGGCUUCGAUCUUUCUGUACCUGUACUUCUACUACUCGUACAUGCCGUCCGUGCUGCACAUGAAGGAUGUCCACCUGAACAUCCGCGAGUGCAAGGAUUCGGCUGUGGACUGCAAACCGUAUCCCACGGCCAAUGUGGCCCUCACAAACCAUCAAAGAUUCCUCAUGGUUGGCCAACCGUAUAAGAUUAUUUUGAACCUCGAAAUGCCCGAAUCAGAACAAAAUGGUAAAAUAGGCAUGUUCACCGUUUGUGGCACCCUAAAGGAUUACCAGCAAGAGGAAAUUACCAGCUCUUGCCGGAUGUCAAUGCUCCACUACAAGUCCGACCUCUUGAAGACAAUUCUCACCGUCGUCUUUGCGCCGCUGCUCGUGUUUGGGUACCGCGAGGAGAAACAGAUGGUCACGGUGGAGCUGUUUUCACAGUUUCUGGACGAUUCCAGUCAACCGGCGACCAACAUCGACAUCACCAUCCAGUGCCGGGACAUUCAGCUCUACUCGGCCGAGCUGCACGUGAUCGCCAACUUUACAGGGCUUCGCUAUCUAAUGUUCAACUGGCCAGUCCUGUCGGCCAUAAUCGGUAUCACCACCAAUCUGUUUUUCAUUCUAAUCGUGUGCUUGCUGAGCUGGUACCACUGGGACGACACGGAAUGGAUAACGGAUAUAAGGGAUCGCUAUCAGCAGAUUGUGCAGGGCGUAUCGAAAGUGGGCGCAAUCGAGCAACCACUGGAGCAGUACAAAACGGACAAAAAGACUGAUGCAAUAUCCAAAGAUUGGAUAGUGGAUGAAGAAUGAAUGGGAAUAGAUUUAACAUUGUUAUUAUUGUUAACGGUUUCCUUUUUGUAAUAAAACACCAUAUUGUAAAUAAAAUUUAGCAGGCGGAAAAAAGUUUUUUUGCUGUUGAC
This is a messenger RNA of Anopheles coustani, 1332 nucleotides long. RefSeq names its product seipin (gene Seipin). The transcript is spliced from 4 exons. The coding region runs from base 236 to 1222 and encodes 328 amino acids. The record is from RefSeq and is a predicted model, not a curated record. NCBI's taxonomy places the organism in Eukaryota, Metazoa, Arthropoda, Insecta, Diptera, Culicidae. Gene Ontology annotation, cellular component: endoplasmic reticulum membrane. Gene Ontology annotation, biological process: lipid storage; lipid droplet organization.